Molecule: messenger RNA, 1903 nt
Organism: Leptinotarsa decemlineata (Colorado potato beetle)
Lineage: Eukaryota; Metazoa; Arthropoda; Insecta; Coleoptera; Chrysomelidae
Gene: CCT8
Product: Chaperonin containing TCP1 subunit 8
Biological process (GO): protein folding
Molecular function (GO): ATP hydrolysis activity; ATP binding; ATP-dependent protein folding chaperone
Source: RefSeq, a predicted model, not a curated record
GAACUUUUUUGUUUGGCAACACUGAUACUGAACUGUGGGUUGAGGGUGUAGGUUAGAAUUAGAAGGCUGAGUAUUUCUGGAAAGAAAUUUUUCUUUUGACAAAGUUAAAAUUAUAUAUUAAAAUUUGAAAUAUGGCUCUUCACGUCCCUAAAGCUCCAGGAUUCUCUCAGAUGUUAAAAGAAGGUGCCAGGCACUAUUCAGGCUUAGAAGAAGCGGUUAUCAGAAACAUAAAAGCUUGCAAAGAGUUUGCACAGUCAGUAAGAUCCGCGUACGGUCCAAAUGGCAUGAAUAAGAUGGUUAUCAAUCACAUCGAAAAACAAUUUGUCACUAGUGAUGCUGCUACCAUCAUAAGAGAGUUGGAUGUAGAGCAUCCAGCAGCCAAGUUGAUGAUCAUGGGAAGCCAAAUGCAAGAUGCUGAAGUUGGGGAUGGAACUAACUUCGUAAUUAUCCUUGCCGGAGCACUCUUAGAGCAUGCUGAAGAGCUGAUUCGUUUGGGCAUAACCCCAACAGAAAUUGCUGAAGGCUAUGAAAAAGCCCUUGACAAAUGUUUGGAAAUUCUUUCAUCGUUGGUUUGUCUUCAAAUUAAAGAUUAUCGUAAUAUUCAAGAGGUAGUUCAAGGAAUCAAAACAUCUAUCCAGUCAAAGCAGUAUGGUCAUGAAGACUUUUUAGCGAAUCUAGUUGCAAAAGCAUGUGUUUCUGUCCUUCCAGAGCAGACUACGUUCAAUGUUGAUAAUAUUCGAAUUUGCAAAGUUCUGGGAUCCGGUUUGCUGAGCUCCCAAGUAGUUCAAGGCAUGGUGUUCAAGAGGCAAGUCGAAGGAGAAAUCACCAAAGCAGAAAAAGCAAAGAUAGCCCUGUACAGUUGUGCUGUAGACAUCAUGCAGACCGAAACUAAAGGAACUGUUCUCAUCAAAACUGCUGAUGAAUUGAUGAAUUUCAGUAGAGGAGAAGAGAAUCUAUUGGAGUUACAAAUUAAGGCAAUAGCUGAUACUGGAGCUAAAGUUAUAGUGGCUGGAGCCAAAUUCGGAGAUAUGGCUUUACACUAUCUUCAAAAAUAUGAUAUAAUGGCUGUCAGAUUGAAUUCCAAAUUUGAUUUGAGACGACUGAGUAAGACGGUAGGAGCUACAGUACUUCCUCGCUUAAUUCCUCCCACUGCACAGGAAUUGGGAUACGCUGAUGUGGUUUGCGUUGAAGAAUUGGGUGAUACUCCAAUUGUUGCAUUCAGGCUUGAAGGGCGUGAAUCUAGGAUAUCUACAAUUGUCGUUAGAGGAGCUACAGAUAAUUACAUGGACGAUAUAGAGAGAGCAAUAGACGAUGGUGUGAAUACAUUCAAGAGUAUUUCUCGAGAUGGACGAUUUGUCCCAGGAGCAGGAGCCACUGAAACUGAACUGUCUAUCCAAUUAACGAACUAUGCUGAUACUCUACCUGGCCUGGAACAAUAUGCAGUUAGAAAAUUCGCUACAGCACUGGAAACUUUUCCAAAAGCUCUGGCAGACAACAGCGGUCAUAGAUCUGCAGUUGUUUUAGAGAAAGUUUUGGAAGCCCAUCAAAAUGGACAGAAAACUGUAGGCAUUGAUAUUGAUAAUGAAAAUGCAACAUGUGAUGCAUUGGAAAAAAAUAUUUUGGAUCUGUACCUUGGCAAAUAUUGGGGCCUCAAAUAUGCUGUUUCUGCUGCUGCGACUAUUUUAAGGGUGGAUCAAAUUAUUAUGGCAAAACAAGCUGGCGGUCCUAAACCAAGGAAGCCUCAGGGCAGUGAUGAUGAAUCUUAAUUUUCCAAUCACUUUUUAACUUUCUUCUAACAUUAUCACCAGCACCAUUUCUUCACUCUUAUUGUUCGAUUAAUUAGUUUUCUAUUUAACUUAAUAAACCUGGUUUUAUAUAUUAACAAUAAAACCGAAGUUCGAUA